Messenger RNA from Amyelois transitella, 1524 nucleotides. RefSeq lists its product as uncharacterized. Gene Ontology annotation, molecular function: protein binding. The coding region runs from base 1 to 1524 and encodes 507 amino acids. Lineage: Eukaryota; Metazoa; Arthropoda; Insecta; Lepidoptera; Pyralidae. The record is from RefSeq and is a predicted model, not a curated record. The transcript is spliced from 8 exons.
AUGAAUAAAGCGGAUCACAGGGCUACAAAACAUACCAAGCCUAAUUAUUAUAAUGCCCCUUCAUUCAGCCGUCUCAGUGUCGCCAGUCAUACUCGAUUCAACCUCUCCGAAUUCGAAUCUGAUAUUCACAUAUUUAUAAAAGAAUAUAAAAUCAGGAUAAAACGUCAGCAACUCAGAGAAGAGGAAAACCUUCCAUCACCAUUUAUUUCCUUUGCCGAUACUAAAGUUAAUGUAACUGACAUAGAUUGGCUUAUUGAUAACGAAGAGAGAUUCUACAAGAAUACUCCCAAUAAAGACAUACUCAAGCUCCAUUAUUUGUCUGAGUUAGGCUACGUCACUUGUAUGGAAUAUUCUUUGGAUGGGGAUUACAUUGUAGUCGGUCAUGCUUCGGGAAUGAUGCAGAUGCGCCAUGGUACGACUGGUGUGGUCCUAUGCACGCUUCGGAACAUCCAGUUUCCACCAAAACCAAUCUAUGCUAUCACCUUCAAUCCGGCAGAAGACAGGAUCUGCUAUGCCGCUUGCUUAGACGGAAACAUCUAUCGGAUUGAAAUACCGAAUGUCACGCCUCCAUCAGUUCAAGCAAAGGCCUGUAUACGCGCUGACCCUGCUCUGGAGUGUCUCAACACGCAAUUCUAUGGAUCACCGGGAUUAGUUUCUUAUGCCACGCCGUUUAUAUUACAGAGGUCAGGCGCUCUCUCGUUCGGGAUAACUGCUGACCAAACCAAGAUGGUGGUGGGAUAUGCCGACACUUCCAUAAAAGUGUACGAUAUGGUAACUCAAGAGUCCGACCUCACCUACAAAGUACAUAAACUACGAUUGCAAUUCAUUCCCAAGAAAUUGCAACGAAUGCAUUGCGGGCAGGUGGUCGCAUUGAGGUGUCACGACCAGAACCCCACUAUGUUCGCUUCUGCAGCUUGGGAUAACACUCUUAGGAUUUGGGACAUAAGAUGUCCAGUAGGCUGCGUAAUGACGUUUGAAGGCGUUAAUGUUUGUAGUAAUAGUAUCGAUUUAAAAAGACAACAUUGCAUCGUAGGAAGCUGGCUACCCACUGAAGCGUUGACAGAAUGGGACCUCACAGCGAGGAAGAGAUUGAACAUCAUCAGAGUGCAAAACAGAAGACCCGAUAUCGACGGAGAGUACAUUUACGCUUGCCAGUAUUGGAGGUCACAACAGUUUAACCGUAAAGGCAAGUACGGCAUCAUAGGCGGCAGCGGGACCCAGUGCCUUGAGGUCAUCAACCUCCACAACCGCUACAUCAGCUGUUCUUACCCUGCUCCUGGCACAGUACUAGCCAUCACCAGCUAUGAAGAGAGGAUAGCCUUCGGUGGCACCGCCCCAGUCUUCAACAUCGUGACCUUCCAUGACCCUAAACAUCAGAAGUACGAAGUGCCGCCGGAAGAAGAUGACUAUGACCCUGUCAUGUCUUUUAAAGACACCGAUGUCAUUGAUAUUAGGGGAAGUGAUUUUAAUAUUCAAGUCAAUGAGAAACCGGUUAAAUCUGUGAUACUCGAAGACCCAUCGUAG